UCCGUCCGCAUCGCACCUCUGUCCCGCCACUUGAACUCCAUUUUAAACAGGAAACCCAAACAUAAAAAACGCAUUAGUCUGGGCCCGGAUCUUUUACGGUUUUCGCCGUGGGUCAAUAACUAAGUUUCCGUUUCAUGCUGGUGCGCUCAAGAGAAGAAGAGGAGGCACGGAACUUUGAGAGGCUCUUAGCAAGGAGUAAGGAGCGCGUGGAGCUCCCAUCUCUCAGCGGGUUUAUUAGUCUGUGGCCAGACCACCGAGGUGGAUGGGGAUGGAAUAACUUUUCCUACUUCUGUUGAACAAACCGGAGUGCGAGCGCGUGUGAGGGACGGAGAGACAAGAACCGUUGUACGCUUUGGAGACGGGAAUGCCAGGCUGUCCUCCGUGUCGAAGAGCGUAGCGGCUAUGAGGAGAGAGCUCUACCGGCUGGGCUGAACGACACCACACCGCACCAACAGAAUGCGGGAGCGGUGCAUUUGUGGAGUGGGUUUGUGGAGCCUGCUGUUGUCCCUGUGCCUGGCGUCUCUCACACACGCUCACCGAAGCCACACGGUGCAUGUGAAGGCGGGGACCUGUGAGGUGAUCGCGGCCCAUCGCUGCUGUAACAAGAACAAGAUCGAGGAGAGAUCUCAGACCGUCAAGUGUUCCUGCUUCCCUGGACAAGUUGCUGGGACCACCCACGCCAUGCCUUCCUGUGUCGAUGCCUCCAUUGUAGCCCAGAAGUGGUGGUGUCAAAUGCAGCCGUGUAUGGAGGGAGAGGAGUGCAAAGUUCUCCCUGACCUCACAGGCUGGAGCUGCAGCACAGGCAACAAAGUGAAGACCACCAAGGUGACCCGAUAGUCCCACUCAUCUGGACCAGACACAGUAAACAGCAGUGGAGUUACUUACACAGCACAAUGGACCCAACCAUAGCAGGACAAAAUGCACUCAAACAAACUGCUUUAUGGAUGCAGUAAUAGUUUCAUUUUUCUGAAGAUAUCAAAGACGAUGUGGCCACAGAGAUAGGACUCUGACACUGACUGCCAUCUUUACACACACACAUCAAGGACCGCAUUACCCACAAUCCUUUACUUCAACUGGAAAGGUGUUCAAAACAAAACUGGAUCAGAAGGCAAGAGAUCACCCGGCGACAAAAGCUCUUUCUUCCAGUGUGUCCAUAUGGAAAGUAUAAGGAAUUUACAUUUGAAUUCUUACCAUAAUCGCUUCAAAAAGGUGCACAAAAUGGCUGUUUCAUGUUGCCGGAAUGACACAAUGAUUAUGUAACUGUGCCACAUGUGACACAUGCUGUCCAAAAGUAUCUCAGAUAAACUUUUGUUGUUUUCCAAUUUUACUAUAUAAUAAAAGUUUCCUUAUUUUCUGUUGUGGCUGACCAACCUCCAUUUUUGUAACAGCAGAAACAGUUUUAUCAUUUCUUUCAUUUUAAUUUUUUGGGGAACAAAAUCCUUUCAAGGGUAAUCUUAGACUAAUCCCACGUAGAUGUUGCGGUAUAUUGAAACAUGUAAACGUGUAAAAAUGGUCCAUGGAAUCAAUGGGGCUAAUACAAAAGGUUGCUCUUCUGGUUUCUUAU
Molecule: messenger RNA, 1564 nt
Organism: Boleophthalmus pectinirostris (great blue-spotted mudskipper)
Lineage: Eukaryota; Metazoa; Chordata; Actinopteri; Gobiiformes; Gobiidae
Product: chemokine-like protein TAFA-2
Exons: 5
Coding region: 457-837 (126 amino acids)
Molecular function (GO): receptor ligand activity
Source: RefSeq, a predicted model, not a curated record